Molecule: messenger RNA, 398 nt
Organism: Notechis scutatus (mainland tiger snake)
Lineage: Eukaryota; Metazoa; Chordata; Lepidosauria; Squamata; Elapidae
Source: RefSeq, a predicted model, not a curated record
GAUUCUAUCUCAUCUCCCCAUCAGAAUUUGAAAGAUUUUCCCUUUCGCCAAAGUGGCUGGUGGAACCUCGAAGUCUUGUGAAAGCAUUGGAAAACAGAGAAAACUGCCACGGGCACAGCACAUCUGGCACAGAAAAGACUUCAAAGAAAUCAAACAGCAUUAUGGAAUCAAGACAAACCUCUGGUGAACCAGGUGGUGAUGAAAGAAUGACUGAUAGGCUGAUGGAACACGCUCUCCUCAAUGAUGAAAGUGUUCUGAAGGAAAUCCAGAGUACUCUGGAAGAUGGGAGAGGGAGUUACUACAAUAGAAGUUCAGGAAGAAUCCAAGUAGGACAUACGUUAAGUAAUGGAGGAGGUAAGUUGACUUUAUAUUUUUACUUGUAGUUGAUAUUGAAACAU